AACACAAGAAAUUCCCACUUUUUUUUUUUCCAGGUGAUCCCGUUUUCUCGCAGAGAUGUCUCUGAACCAGAUGCAAAUCAAGCAGGAGCUGCAGCUCCCCCCCGGCCUGGGUAAAACCACCCCAAAACAGAGCCCGGAGCACCCCCAAAUCCCGGUGCCCGCCCCCUGCCCAGAGCCGCUCCCGGAAAAGGCGAUCCCAGAACCGGGAAAAGGGGAAGCUGCCGGGCCCCAGGAGCAGCAAACCCAAUUCCCUCCGGUAUUCCCGACCCCCGAGCCCGCUCCGCGCCUGGAAGAGAAAUCCUGCCCGGAGCCGGCGCUGGAGAAGCAGGAGCCCAAGGAGAUCCCGGUUCCCGUUCCCGUUCCCAGCUCCGAGCCCGCAGCCUGCGCCCAGGAGAAGCAGCAGUGCCAGGACAUCCCGGUGUCCAUCCCGGAAAAACAGGAAUGCAAGGAAACCCCGGUGUCCAUCCCGGAAAAACAGGAGUGCAAGGAAACCCCGGUGUCCAUCCCGGAAAAACAGGAGUGCAAGGAAAUCCCGGUGUCCAUCCCUGAUCCACACCCUGACCCUGUCCCGUGUGCCCAGGAGAAGCAGCAGUGCCAGGAAAUCCCAGUUUCCAUCCCUGAUCCUGCCCAGGAAAAGCAGGAAUGCAAGGAAACCCCUGUCCCCAUCCCAGUUUCAUGCCCUGAGCCCAUUCCAUGCUCCCAGGAAAAGCAGGAAUGCAAGGAAACCCCUGUGUCCAUCCCGGAAAAACAGGAAUGCAAGGAAACCCCAGUGUCCAUCCCGGAAAAACAGGAAUGCAAGGAAACCCCGGUGUCCAUCCCAGAAAAACAGGAGUGCAAGGACACCCCUGUCCCCAUCCCGGUCCCAGACCCCACCCCGUGCUCCCAGGAAAAGCAGGAAUUCCAGGAGAUGCCGGUGCCCACCCCGGAGCAGCGCUCCCUUCCCGAGAAAUUCCCUCCCCUGCAGCAGCAGGUGCAGCAGCCCGGCCCGUGGCAGAAGUAGAGGGAAAAUCCCGAGCCCGGAGAUUUUCUCCCCGAAUCCAGAGGUUUUUCCAAGCCUUUUUUAUUUUUUUCUUUUUUUUAACCCCUGCCGAGCUUUUGUCGGGAAUUCCUUCCAGCCGCCCCUCCCGCUAACGCCUUGUCCGUUACUAACAGCAGGGAAUUCCCGUCGGGAAUGCUUUCCAGCAGGGUUGUAGCUCUCCACCUUCCCAAAUUCCUGCCCUUUUCCCCAGUCCCGCGGCUUUGGAAUGCCCAGAAAGCCCCAAAAAAUCAUGGAGCUAGGCGGGGUUCGUGAAGGUAAAGAAAAAAGCCCCAAUUCCCUUUUCCCCCUGGAUUCCACCUCCCACCUGGAAUUCAGGAAGCUUUUCCCUAUAAAUAAUCAGAUUUGUGUGGAAUCUGCCGCCAAAACGCUCAGAAAUUCCCAAAUCGGGAAUUAGUCCCGAAUAUUUGGUGGAAUUAAAAAAUAAUCCUUUGGGACUGAGGGAGGGAAAAGGAAGAAUUUUAGGAUCAAUCCGAGCUCACUCUCCCCUUCAAUUUCCUCGGAGGUGUCAAAGAGCAGCUCAGGCCGUGAAUAUUCCAUAAUUACCCAAAUUUAUGGAUAAUUAACUCCACUCCAGACAUGUUUGGGAAGGGAUCAACCCCGGGCGUGGCGAUAAAGGAGGAAUUCCAGCCGGGAAUGUUUCGCCACCCAUCGGUGUUUGGGACUUUGUCUCGUGAAUGUUUUCGGCUGCUGUUGGAUCCAGGAUUUAUUUCACUGUGAAAAUUCCACAAUAAAAGCGACUUUGA
Messenger RNA from Taeniopygia guttata (zebra finch), 1782 nucleotides. RefSeq lists its product as uncharacterized. NCBI's taxonomy places the organism in Eukaryota, Metazoa, Chordata, Aves, Passeriformes, Estrildidae. The record is from RefSeq and is a predicted model, not a curated record.